Messenger RNA from Diplodia corticola, 1599 nucleotides. Its product is annotated as mfs transporter. NCBI's taxonomy places the organism in Eukaryota, Fungi, Ascomycota, Dothideomycetes, Botryosphaeriales, Botryosphaeriaceae. Bases 1 to 1599 code for a protein of 532 amino acids. The record is from RefSeq and is a predicted model, not a curated record. Gene Ontology annotation, biological process: transmembrane transport. The transcript is spliced from 4 exons. Gene Ontology annotation, molecular function: transmembrane transporter activity.
AUGUUUCUUACCCCCCAGAGAAGAUAUCCUCGCGACCCGAGCAAGUUUCCCACCUCGCAGCUCUUUGUGCUUGCACUUUGCCGAGUUGCCGAGCCCAUUGCUCUCACCUCCAUCUUCCCCUACGCCUGGAAGCUGGUCCUGCACUACAAGGCCACCGACGAGAACAAUGCAGCCUUCUACUCGGGCAUCCUCAUCUCGGCCUUCGCCCUGGCCGAGGCCCUCACCGGCAUGUACUGGGGCGGCCUGAGUGACCGCAUCGGCCGCAAGCCCGUCCUCCUGCUGGGCUGCGCUGGCACCCUCCUCUCGCUCCUGAUCGUCGGUUUCGCCCAGAGCUUCUGGGUCGCAUUGGCCGGCCGCGCCCUCGGUGGCAUCCUCAACGGCAACAUCGGCGUCAUCCAGACCAUGGUCGGUGAGAUCGUUCAUAAGCCGGAACACGAGCCGCGCGCAUAUGCCGUCAUGCCCUUCGUGUGGUCCGUGGGAACAAUCGUUGGCCCCUCCAUUGGCGGAUACUUCGCCGAACCCUCGAAAAACUUCCCUGCUCUUUUCCCGCCGGGCUCCCUCUUCGACAGGUUCCCUUAUCUCCUGCCAAACCUGAUCUGCGCUCUCAUGCUGCUCGGAUCAAUUCUUGCUGGCUAUCUUUUCUUGGAGGAGACCCACCCGGACAUGCAGCCCUGGAGCACUGCCGAGGACCUGCAAGAGUCUCAUGCAGAGACGCCUCUCAUGCCCACUGCUGGUGCCACAGCCCACGCAGCUGCCAACCUGGCGACCGAGUCCUACGGCACUUUCGACGAUGUCGAUGUCCAACACGAGGAAACGUGGACCAUCAGGGCCGAUGGCAAGGAGGUUUCGGCUUCCUUCUCUGUCUUCUCCAAGAACAUCAUGAUGCUCGUCAUUGCUCUCGGUAUCUUCACCUACCACAGCAUGACGUAUGAUGUCCUCCUUCCCAUCUUCCUGCAAGAUCAUCGUGCGCACCACAUCAAGAACCUUGCCGUGCCGCUUGCCGGUGGCCUGGGCAUGACGAUUCAACAAGUCGGUCUGAUCCUCAGCAUCAACGGCAUCAUCGCCCUGGUUAUCCAAGCCGUCGUUUUCCCUCUGAUGGCUGCCUGGAUGGGUGUCUGGCGUCUUUUUGUCGUUGUCACGGUCGGCCACCCCAUCGCCUACUUCAUCGUGCCGUACCUGGUCAUUCUGCCCGAGGAUAUGCUCUACCCGGCCAUCUACGCCUGUCUCACCGUGCGCAACUUCUUCUCGAUUGUGGCAUAUCCGCUCCUCCUCAUCCUCAUCAAGGAAGCUUCGCCGUCGCCUUCGACGCUGGGCAAGAUCAACGGGCUGGCUGCAAGCACUGGCGCCGCAUGCCGCACGCUCGCCUCUCCGAUCGCUGGGCUGCUGUACGGCAUGGGCGCUCACGAUGGCUUCACCGCUCUGCCCUGGUGGGUCAGCGCGCUGGUCGCGCUCGCCGCCGCGGCGCAGAUUCCGUUCAUCAAGCGCGAGCACAAGCGCGAGACGCACGUCAACCCGGUUGCGAAGUGCCGCUUGAUGCCUGCCGAGAAUGAGGACUGGAAGCAUGAUGUUGUUCGCAUCACCGUCGAAGAGGAAGUUUGA